Molecule: messenger RNA, 2175 nt
Organism: Mycosarcoma maydis (corn smut)
Lineage: Eukaryota; Fungi; Basidiomycota; Ustilaginomycetes; Ustilaginales
Product: Phenylalanine ammonia-lyase
Exons: 1
Coding region: 1-2175 (724 amino acids)
Biological process (GO): L-phenylalanine catabolic process
Cellular component (GO): cytoplasm
Molecular function (GO): ammonia-lyase activity
Source: RefSeq, a predicted model, not a curated record
AUGGCUCCAACCGCAGACGUGCUCCCUCCCGUCGAGGCAUCCACGCGUCCAGGCUUGCUCGUCCAGCCUUCGGAUACCAAACUUCGCAAAGCAUCGUCCUUCCGAACCGAGCAGGUCGUUAUCGACGGCUACAAUCUCAAGAUCCAGGGUCUCGUCGCUUCCGCUCGAUACGGUCACGUUCCCGUCCUCGACCCCUCCGCUGAGACGCGAAAGCGUAUUGAUGACUCGGUCCAGUCCUUAAUCGCCAAGCUCGACCGUGGCGAGUCAAUCUACGGCAUCAACACGGGGUUCGGUGGGUCCGCCGACUCGAGGACCGCCAACACACGUGCGCUUCAGCUGGCCUUGCUCCAGAUGCAGCAGUGUGGCGUGCUCCCCGUGCCAUCCACAUUCCCCACGGGCGAACCCAGCUCGGCACCCUUUGCACUCCCUUUGACGGACACAGAGUCUUCACUGAUCAUGCCGGAGGCAUGGGUAAGGGGUGCCAUCGUGGUUAGGCUCAGCUCUCUGAUGCGCGGUCAUUCGGGUGUGCGUUGGGAGGUGCUCGACAAGAUGCAGAAGCUUUUCCUCCAGAACAACGUCACUCCAGUCGUACCAGUCAGGUCGAGUAUCUCGGCCAGUGGUGAUCUUAGCCCACUUAGCUACGUAGCCGGUGCGCUUGCCGGUCAGCGUGGCAUCUACUGCUUUGUCACCGACGGCCGUGGUCAGCGUGUCAAGGUGACUGCGGAUGAGGCUUGUCGCAUGCACAAGAUCACCCCCGUCCAGUAUGAGCCCAAGGAGGCGCUUGGUCUGCUCAACGGCACCGCUUUUUCAGCCUCUGUUGCGGGUCUCGCUACCUACGAGGCCGAAAAUCUAGCCUCUCUGACGCAGCUCACCACCGCUAUGGCCGUCGAAGCCCUCAAGGGUACCGAUGCCAGCUUUGCUCCUUUCAUUCACGAAAUCGCCCGCCCGCAUCCUGGUCAGAUCAAGAGCGCCAAGUUUAUCCGCGCGCUUCUUUCCGGCUCUAGGCUAGCAGAGCAUCUCGAAAACGAAAAGCACGUCCUCUUCUCCGAAGACAACGGAACGCUGCGUCAGGACCGUUACACGCUGCGAACCGCCUCCCAGUGGGUCGGCCCGGGUCUCGAGGACAUCGAAAACGCAAAGCGAUCCGUCGACAUUGAGAUUAACAGCACCACAGAUAACCCCAUGAUCGACCCGUACGACGGCGACGGUCGCAUCCACCACGGAGGCAACUUCCAGGCCAUGGCCAUGACGAAUGCCGUCGAGAAGAUCCGCCUCGCCUUGUGUGCUAUGGGCAAAAUGACGUUCCAGCAGAUGACAGAGCUCGUCAACCCGGCAAUGAACCGAGGAUUGCCCGCCAACUUGGCUUCCACGCCUGAUCUGUCGCUCAACUUCCACGCCAAGGGAAUCGAUAUUGCGCUUGCCAGUGUCACUUCGGAACUCAUGUUCCUCGGCAACCCCGUUUCAACGCAUGUACAAAGUGCAGAGAUGGCCAACCAGGCCAUCAACUCGCUGGCGCUCAUCAGCGGCCGCCAGACGCUGCAGGCGAUCGAGUGCCUCUCGAUGAUUCAGGCUUGGUCGCUCUACCUCUUGUGCCAAGCACUCGAUAUUCGCGCUUUGCAGUAUAAGGUUGCUGAGCAGCUGCCCACGCUCAUCUUGGCAUCGCUGCACAGUCACUUUGGCGAGUGGAUGGAUGAGACCAAGCAGCAAGAGAUUGCAGCACAGGUGCUCAAGAGCAUGAGCAAGCGUCUCGACGAAACCUCGUCCAAGGACCUUCGCGAUCGACUGGUCGAGACGUACCAAGACGCGUCGUCUGUGCUUGUGAGGUACUUUUCCGAGCUGCCUAGCGGUGGUGGUGCGGAUCCGCUGAGGAACAUUGUCAAGUGGCGCGCCACCGGUGUAGCUGACACGGAAAAGAUUUACAGGCAGGUAACGAUCGAAUUUCUUGACAACCCAUACGCUUGCCAUGCCAGCCACCUGUUGGGCAAGACCAAGCGCGCCUACGAGUUUGUCAGGAAGACGCUGGGUGUGCCCAUGCAUGGUAAGGAGAACCUCAACGAAUUCAAGGGCGAAUUUGAGCAAUGGAACACGACGGGCGGUUACGUCUCGGUCAUCUAUGCUAGUAUUCGAGAUGGCGAGUUGUAUAACAUGCUGAGCGAGCUCGAAAGGGAUUUGUAG